CGGACAGCUGUCUUUAGCUCGUGGAGGACCGACGUCACUGUUUGUGCUCGUCUGCUGGCCAAGAUGGCGGAGGCUGCGGCUGUUCCCCCGCAUCGGUUUUUCUGUCACUGCUGUAAGGGAGAAGUGAGCCCCAAACUCCCGGAGUACAUCUGUCCACGAUGUGAUUCAGGCUUCAUUGAGGAAGUAACAGAAGACUCCAGCCUCCUAGAAAGUGGUGCUAACGGCAUAGAUGACACAGCCACACAGUUUGCAGAGCUGUGGCACCUCUUGUUACUGGAGCGGCCUUUCACAACAGACAGCGACACUCCUGACUCAGAACCCCGGCUCCCCGGUGGACGCCUGGGGAGUUUCAGCGACCUGGCGGGGCUCGGGGGAGGACCAAUCGGGGGAUCUGUCCCAGCUGGCCUCGGGGGACCGAUGGGCGGCCUGCUAGGAGCCGGGGAGCACUGGGGCCCGGGACGCCCACCACGUCUGAGCAGCCAGAGGAGAUACAGGUCCAGAGGCAGCAGUCGGCCAGACCGCUCGCCCGCAGUGGAAGGGAUCGUACAACAGUUUCUUGCUGGUCUCUUUGCCAACUCUGGAGUCCCUGGCUCUCCUCCCCUCUCUUGGACAGGGAUGUUGCACUCUAACCCAGGGGAUUACGCGUGGGGCCAAGGAGGGUUAGACGCUGUCAUAACACAGUUACUAGGUCAGCUGGAGAACACAGGGCCUCCUCCAGCGGAGAAGGAGAAGAUCUCCUCUCUCCCAACUGUCAAUAUCUCUCAGGAACAAGCAGACUGCUGUAUGGAGUGUCCAGUGUGCAAAGAGGACUUUUCAGUAGGAGAGCCAGUCAGACAGCUACCCUGUAACCACUUCUUUCAUUCAGACUGUAUAGUACCAUGGCUGGAAAUGCACGACACAUGUCCAGUGUGUAGGAAGAGCUUGAACGGAGAAGACAGCAGCAGCAACCAGCCCCCGUCAGAGUCCCCCUCCCUCUCCAUGGACCCCCGCACACAGGAGAGAUGGUCCUUCUGAGACGCCCACCUGUUCCCCUCGCCCACGUCCCAGCAGCACACCGGGAAGAUUGAACGUUUUCUCACUUUCCCGUGUCUCUCCACAUCAUCACCAUCUCAGUCUGACAUUUUUUUUUUUGUUUUUUUUUUUUGUAUUUUUAAUUUUAAUGCCUUUCUUCUCAACCAGUCCGUUGAGGUCCGCUUGACCUGUAAUUUCUUUCAUUUUUCUGAGUAAAAAAAAACAACAAAACCCUAGAUUACUGUCCUAAAAACUCCUACUCUUCAGAGGAACACGUUUUUAUUUUUCACGUUUUCCUUUAAAUGUACUGCUACGUCAUGCUGCGGUGGACAAACGCCAGACUUUACAUCAAUAUCAUGCCCUCGGUUUUCCAUCCCAAGAUUAGCAAAAUCCUGCAACUGAGCCUGUAAGGCAUAUGGGAGGACUGUAGGGGACGCUUUCUCUCUCGGCCUUGGCAGAAGCACGGCAGAGCAACGUGAACACCUAUAGCACGCUUGUGAAGGUCCGCGCUCCGGCUGCCGAGGAUCAACGUCGGUCGAACUGUUUAGAUUUUUACAGUAGCUUGUUUUUAUUGGAUUAAUUGUAAAGGUGUUCAUGUUAUUUUGUCUACGCUCUGUGGUGCGUUUACAUCUCACACACACACACACACAUUAAAAAAAAUUUUUCAUGAUGAGUCGCUACUGGAAGUUUGGAAAUUCCUGGCAGCUUUCAGGACUCGAACUAAACGUACCACUGAGAGAAUAAAGCGGAAGUUCUCCUCGGCUCGGCCCUCAUCCGACUCCUCCUGGUGUGUAUAUACGUUCAAUAACGCCCUCCGUCAUUUUUAUUCCUGUUUAUGGCUGUCCUCCUUUGUUUCUCAUUCUUAUCUCUUUUCGAUGUAAAUAAUUUUAGUCCAACUUAAGGUUUGCAAACUUAAAAAAAAAAAAAGAGAAUUGAGACGCAAAUGUGAAAUACCUG
Messenger RNA from Salarias fasciatus (jewelled blenny), 1968 nucleotides. RefSeq names its product ring finger protein 115a (gene rnf115a). NCBI's taxonomy places the organism in Eukaryota, Metazoa, Chordata, Actinopteri, Blenniiformes, Blenniidae. The coding region runs from base 64 to 1014 and encodes 316 amino acids. Gene Ontology annotation, biological process: ubiquitin-dependent protein catabolic process. The transcript has 9 exons. Gene Ontology annotation, cellular component: nucleus. Gene Ontology annotation, molecular function: ubiquitin protein ligase activity. The record is from RefSeq and is a predicted model, not a curated record.